Salvia splendens (bonfire salvia) is the source of this 2534-nucleotide messenger RNA. RefSeq names its product auxin response factor 18. The coding region runs from base 76 to 2106 and encodes 676 amino acids. Gene Ontology annotation, biological process: response to hormone; regulation of DNA-templated transcription. The transcript has 3 exons. The record is from RefSeq and is a predicted model, not a curated record. Gene Ontology annotation, molecular function: DNA binding. Lineage: Eukaryota; Viridiplantae; Streptophyta; Magnoliopsida; Lamiales; Lamiaceae. Gene Ontology annotation, cellular component: nucleus.
UUGGAUUUUUCUGCUUCUAGCUUUCAAUUUCUGUGAGAGAAAAUUUGUGCCAUGAAUUAAAAUUUGUUGAUUGAAAUGAUUAGCUUUAUGGAAUCGAAAGAGAAAAUGAGAGAAACAGAGAGAUGUUUGGAUUCUCAAUUAUGGCAUGCCUGCGCCGGCAGCAUGGUGCAGAUGCCAUUGAAGAAUUCCAAGGUGUUUUACUUCCCACAGGGCCACUCUGAGCACAGCUGUGGGAAUGUUGAUUUUAGGAAUUUUCCAAGAAUUCCUGCUUACAUACCAUGUCGAGUUUCUUCGAUUAGUUUCAUGGCGGAUCCUGAUACGGAUGAGGUCUUUGCCAAGAUGAGAUUGUCUCCGACUAGUGGGAGUGAUGCCACCGAGGUUGAUCAUGAUGAAGGAGGGGCUGUUGGCUCUGAGAAUCAAGAAACGCCCGCUUCGUUUGCAAAGACUCUGACACAGUCUGAUGCCAACAAUGGUGGGGGAUUUUCAGUGCCUAGGUACUGUGCGGAGACCAUAUUUCCCCGGCUGGACUACUCUGCAGACCCUCCCGUGCAGACCAUUCUUGCUAAGGAUGUUCAUGGCGAGACCUGGAAGUUUAGGCAUAUCUACAGGGGGACACCAAGGCGGCAUCUUCUCACAACCGGGUGGAGUACUUUUGUGAACCAUAAGAAGCUCCUGGCGGGGGACUCGAUAGUGUUCAUGAGGGCGGAGAAUGGUGAUCUUUGCGUUGGUAUCAGGCGGGCGAAGAGGGGGGUUGGUGGUGGAACUGAUACGUGGAAUCUGGCUGGAGGGAACUCCAUUGUGCCUUAUGGGGGUUUUUCAUCGUCUCUGAGGGAUGAUGAGAAGAACAAUAAUGUGAAUUGGAUAGGAAGGGGGAGAGUGAAGGCGGAAGAUGUAGUCGAAGCUGCAAGUCUUGCUGCCAGUGGGCACCCCUUUGAGGUGGUGUACUAUCCCAGAGCCGGCACUCCUGAGUUCUGUGUGAAGGCCUCUCUGGUGAAGGUAGCAAUGCAAAUACGUUGGUGCUUGGGGAUGAGGUUUAAAAUGGCAUUUGAGACCGAGGAUUCCUCGCGCAUAAGCUGGUUCAUGGGAACUAUAUCAUCAGUUCAGGUUGUUGAUCCUAUUUGGUGGCCUGAUUCACCUUGGAGACUACUUCAGGUGGCCUGGGAUGAGCCUGAUCUGCUUCAAAAUGUGAAACGAGUAAGCCCUUGGCUCGUUGAACUCGUAUCAAACAUGCCUGCCAUUCACCUUUCCCCUUUCUCACCACCAAGAAAGAAAAUGAGAUUACCACAGCAUUCAGAUCACCCUUUCGAUGGACAAAUUCCUAUGCCACCAAUCAGCCACCAGCUUGUCGGGUCUAGCAAUCCCUUCGGGUUUCUUCCUAAUACCACUCCUGCUGGCAUGCAGGGAGCCAGGCAUGCUCAAUAUGGUUUAUCAUUAUCAAGUCUCCACGUAAAUAAGCAACUGCAGUUGGGUUUGUUUCCCGUAGGUUUUCUGCCUCAUGACCGAUAUCCUACUGGACCGUCCAGUCCCCUCCUUCCGACGACUGCCAGCAAUGAGAACAUUUCAUGUCUACUUACCAUGGGAAAUCCAACUCAAGGAUCAGCUAAACCUGAUCACGGCAAGGCAGCCCCAUUUGUGCUUUUUGGUAAGCCAAUACUUCCAGAGAACCAGAUUUCUCUAAGUUGCUCUAGUGAUACAGUUUCUCCCACUCGAACUGGCAAUAGUUCCUCUGAUGGGAAUGUAGAGAAAACGGGAAAUACUUCUGAUGGAUCUGGUUGCGGCAUUAAUCAAAAUGAAGUACCAGAGCACUCAUCAUGUGAAGGAAUUCAACCAGAUAUUAUGGAAACUGGUCACUGCAAGGUUUUUAUGGAAUCUGAGGAUGUAGGGCGUACACUAGAUCUUUCUCUACUAGGUUCUUAUGAACAACUGUACAAAAAACUUGCGGAUAUGUUUGGCAUUGGUGUCUCAGAAAUACUGAAUAGAGUUCUCUGCAGAGAUGCUGCAGGCAGACUCAAGCCAGUUGGCGACCAACCGUUUAGUAACUUUAUCAAAACUACUCGGAGGUUAACGAUCUUAGCUGAUUCGAGCGGUGACAAUGUAGAAGUAUAGACGUGUUCCUAAGUAAUUUAUGCUUUGAUUUUCUGACUAUACUGCUGAACGACAUUCUUGAGUUUCUUUUCUGCUUCUGGAUGUGUAAUAAGGAAAUUUCUCCCAUCGAUCUCGAGUCACUGCCUUGGUCUUCUGCAACUUGCAAGAUGUGCCAAAAGGGUUGGUGAUACUGGUCUUGUUUCUUUGCCCUGUGAGGCUUUAUGUGGGGAAAUUUCAUGUUAGUUUUUUUUCACAAUUUAUGCCCAGGCAUUUCCUUCUAUGGGAAUGAACAUGUUGGACUUGAUCCCAUAGCAAUAUAGCAUAAUGUUUGCUGAUUUAAUAGAUUUUUAGAGAAAGGCAGACUCUUGUUGGUUUUCUCAGUGAAGAUAGUUGGCCUGAAUUUUCUGUGUACAACAUAGAUUUGAUAUAAAAUGUAACUACUUUAUUUA